Messenger RNA from Abrus precatorius (Indian licorice), 1296 nucleotides. RefSeq names its product aspartic proteinase CDR1-like. NCBI's taxonomy places the organism in Eukaryota, Viridiplantae, Streptophyta, Magnoliopsida, Fabales, Fabaceae. Bases 1 to 1296 code for a protein of 431 amino acids. Gene Ontology annotation, molecular function: aspartic-type endopeptidase activity. The record is from RefSeq and is a predicted model, not a curated record. Gene Ontology annotation, cellular component: extracellular region. The transcript has a single exon. Gene Ontology annotation, biological process: proteolysis.
AUGACAACAUCAUUUGUUUCUACAAUUGUUUCAUUGGCUUUCAUAUUUCAGUUUCCCUUAACCACCGCCACUACAACCUCAUUUGGUAGCCUAGUGAUUAAACUCAUACAUUACCAAUCAACACUGUUGUCUUCCUACAAAAAAGACACCAUUUGGGAUUAUUAUUCUCAAAAAAAGAUAAAGCAUGCUUUUAAUGAUGAUUUUAUGUCCAAUCUUGUUCCUAGUCCCAGAAAUGUUGUGUUCUUAAUGAAUUUUUCCAUUGGUGAACCACCUGUUCCACAACUUGCUGUCAUGGACACUGGCAGUAGCCUUACAUGGAUUAAGUGUCUCCCAUGCACAUCUUGUUCCCACCAAUCUGUUCCAAUAUUUGACCCUUCAAAAUCCUUCACAUAUGCUAGCUUGACAUGCAGUGAAUGCAGCAACAAUUGUGAUGUGAAUGGUCAAUGUCCAUUCAAUGUAGAGUAUGUUGGUAGUGGCUCAUCAGAAGGGAACUUUGCCAGGGAACAGUUAACUUUUGAGACCCAAGAUGACAGCAUAGUGAGAGUGCCUAGUUUGAUAUUUGGUUGUGGUCAUAAGUUUAGUACAUCAUCCAAUGGUUACCCCUACCAAGGAAUCAACGGGGUGUUUGGGCUUGGUAGUGGAAGGUUUUCUUUGGUACCUAGCUUUGGUAAGAAAUUCUCAUAUUGCAUUGGCAAUUUAAGAAAUACUAAUUAUAAGUUUAACAAAUUGGUCUUGGGGGACAAAGCAAAUAUGCAAGGUGACUCAACCACUUUGAAUGUUUUCAAUGGUUUGUAUUACGUUAAUCUAGAAGCUAUAAGUAUAGGAGGGCGAAAGCUUGAUAUAGACCCAACAGUGUUUGAAAGAUCAACAAGAGAUAAUAACAGUGGAGUAAUAAUUGACUCUGGAGCAGACCACACUUGGCUUACAAAAUAUGGGUUUGAAGUGCUUAGCUUUGAAGUCGAAAACAUUCUUGAAGGGAUUUCGGUCCAAAAUAAGCACAACCCUUAUACGUUGUGCUAUAGUGGUGUGGCUAGCCGAGAUCUAAGUGGUUUUCCAGUGGUGACAUUACAUUUUGCUGAGGGUGCUGUUUUGGAUUUGGACGCAACAAGCAUGUUUGUUCAGACCACAGAGAAUGAAUUUUGCAUGGCUUUGCUUCCAGGGAACUAUUUUGGUGAUGACUAUGAAAGCUUUUCUUCUAUUGGAAUGCUGGCUCAGCAGAAUUAUAAUGUUGGUUAUGACUUGAAUGGGAUGCGGGUGUACUUUCAGAGGAUUGAUUGUGAACUUUUUGAUGGGUGA